AUGUGCUUGGAACGAUAUAAAUGAACUGGAAUGUAUUGUUGUAAAUUUUUUAAUUAAGUAUCCUAGUACUGUAUAAAACAUUUACUACAUAAACCAAGAAAACAAAAUGUCCUCGGACGCAGAAGAAAACAAUUUGGAAGAAAAUGAUUCGGAAAGGAUCGCAAUUAAAAAUGAGUUAUCGUCUUUAUCCUUUGAGGAUCUUCAAAAACUUAAAGAAAGAAUUGGUGCGAAACUUUACAAAGAAGUAGUUUUCGGAAAAAAGAACAACCCAGAAACGAGUCCAAAAGCAAAAUUUUUUAAAAGGGAAAACAAGAAUAGGCCAAGGGAAAUGAGUUCAAAACGACCAGUACGAAUGCUUAGGGAUACAGGAAAAGUGAAGAAAACUGAGAUUCGGGAUCCUCGAUUUGAUCCCUUGUGUGGUGAGUUUGACAAAAAAGAAUUUGCAGAAAACUACAAUUUCCUCUCCGAUAUGCGUUACGAAGACAUAAAGUCUAUUAGGGCAGAGCUAAAACAGACAACAGAUCCAGAAAAAGUCCUAAAGCUCAAACGUUUACUGCAGAGUUUGAACGAACAGCACAGGGCUAGCAGAAAGGCUAGAGUACAAAGAGAAAAAGUAGAAAAACAGAAGAAGGAUGUAGAAAAAGUCUUCAGAGAAGGCAAACAGCCUUACUUUAAAAAUAAAUCUGAACUUCGUGUUGAGACAUUGGUGAAUCAAUAUGAAGAACUAAAGAAAGAGGGCACCGGUCGCAUUCAGCGCCAUCUCAAACGACGACAGCAAAAGAUAAAGAAGCGUUCAAAUAAAGCUCCCGUAGGAGACAGUUGAUGAUUUAAUAAAAUUUAAAACCAAAA
This is a messenger RNA of Papilio machaon (common yellow swallowtail), 849 nucleotides long. RefSeq names its product ribosomal RNA processing protein 36 homolog. Gene Ontology annotation, biological process: maturation of SSU-rRNA from tricistronic rRNA transcript (SSU-rRNA, 5.8S rRNA, LSU-rRNA). Gene Ontology annotation, cellular component: nucleolus; 90S preribosome. The record is from RefSeq and is a predicted model, not a curated record. Lineage: Eukaryota; Metazoa; Arthropoda; Insecta; Lepidoptera; Papilionidae. Bases 107 to 823 code for a protein of 238 amino acids. The transcript is spliced from 4 exons.